AUGACUCAAGACAGUCUAGAGAAUCUUUAUCUGACACUCGCUGCAACUGCGAGGAAGGAUGCACGUCACCCAGAAUAUCGCAUCUUCUCCCACCUCCACCUUAACCAGCGUCUUGCCGACUCUAUCAUCAACGAAGUUCCCGACCUCUUCAGCUCACCUCUGUCCACCAUCGCCCCGCUCGUCACAAGCCUGAAAAUCCUGCUUUCCACCGCACGCGAAAUCCGGCUCCUCAUCCCUUACCUGAAUCCCCUCGAGCAGGUCAAGAAGCUCUACAUCGGGAGAGACAGCCUCUUCUUCCGCGCGACGAACAACUUCCCGGUCAAGUUGCUCGCGGAGUGCUUCAGCAACAUCACCUCGCUCGAGGUCGCGUUUGACUUUCGCUCGUUCACCCAACUUACUGGUCUGGUGUGCGCAUUUCCGAGGUUGAAGGAACUUCAUUUCCGCUCGCUAUGGGAAGGUCCGGCGAUGGGUACCGGAGAACAGCAGCCGAUUCGGAUCCUUCCUCGGUCGUUGAAAACUCUCGAGAUAUCCGCAUAUACGAAGCAUAUCCUGGAAUGGGUCGUGUCCCUCGAAGAGAUGCCUUCCAUCACCGAUCUUUCUCUUGAGGUCGACAGCUUCGAAACAUCCCAAGUCAACGACUUCUUGAAGCUGCAAGGUCCUAACAUCAGACGCCUUCUCUGGAAGUGUGGUUAUCAAAGCGAAUUUACGCCUCCUGGACACAGUACCCCCGUUGUUGCACCCAAUUUGCAAUGGAAUACGUCUCUGGAGAAAAUUGAUAUAAUGGUUCUCUACGCCACAGACGUCGGGCCUUAUUCCAGCCUCGUACAAGAUCUCCUUCAGUCUCUUAACUCUGCCUCGCUGCGCGAGGUGUCCAUUCGGCAAUACUACCCUUUCGACGCUUCUUGGACAAAUGUUGACAAGAUGCUGUCCGAGCUAACGUCACCACAUUUUCACCAAGUCUCUAUAUUCUCGAAUGCAACACGGGAAGAUAUUUUAGGGUCUUUCCCUUGCUGCCACGAGAAAGAGAUAAUUAGAUCGGUCUACGUAAAUCCGGAUGGGGUUUUAUGA
Messenger RNA from Cyclocybe aegerita, 1068 nucleotides. The record is from the annotation of a GenBank genome assembly. NCBI's taxonomy places the organism in Eukaryota, Fungi, Basidiomycota, Agaricomycetes, Agaricales, Hemipholiotaceae.